AUGGGCGAGAAUCGGAGCGUGCAGUUUAGGGCUCCUUCUGACCUUGGCCGCAAUGGGAGGGAUGAGACCGAGAUGCCCGACAGCAGGACUGUCAGUUUUCGGCCUGCAAGCCUCAUCGAGUUUGACAACAUCUCGCCUGUGUCAGAUGAGGCACAGCCUGAGGCUGUGGUGUCACGAAGAGGACUUCCCUUGAAAUCGGUGCGAGAUCGGCAACAAACUGGGUGGGUGGACUCGGCCCGUGUCUCUAGCGAGGAUCGGUGCGUGAGAUUCAAGGAUGCCUCGCCAGACUCUACUUUGCCCAGCACCCACAGGACAGCUGAAGGGCAGUCAAGUGGGCAUCCGGAAAUGGAUACGUCGGCUAGAGCAUCGGAGGCCACCCGAAGUCGAGGGGGCUCUGAUCCAGAUGAUCCGCCCAGCGAUGCAGAGACGGUGUCCAGUGCUUCGUCCAGGAACCCACGUUCCCGGAUGAGCACACCCUUUAUGUCAGCCGUGGAUUGGGGGUACGACGUGAGCGUUCCCUCUGCGCAGGCCAGCGCCACCCCAGAGAGCCUUUCGAGCAGCUCUGGCAGACGGCGAAGGUCAAAGCCAUCCACGUUGGAGCCAUGCUCUUCCUCGACGGACCGGAAUUUGGUGAAGCAGGUCAGCAUUGAAUCGAGCAUCGAGCGCGAGAUCUCGGAACGUGUGAAGCUGAAUGCCCAGCGUCAAGCGAGAGAGGAGCGCCUGGUUCGUGUUGGCAGCACCGAUGCAAAUGUGCCCUUGGCGUUGGAGCGCUGCUCUUCCGCAGAUGGCGGGAACCCGGAAGCAGACCUCGCACACCACAUCGUAGAAGAUGCCGUGAAAGACACUGAGCUGCUCCGCAACACUUUGCGCAACCUUGUUUUCUUCGAGACCUUUGAUGACUCGGCCCUACACGGGCUUAUCGAGGCCAUGGAGGUUUAUGAAUUUCAACAUGGCGAGAAGGUGGUGCGUCAAGGUGACACUGACGGUACCCACUUCUUUGUGGUUGCGCAGGGUGAGUUUUGCGUCCUGAAGGAUGGAGUGGCCCAUUGUUACAUUGGGCCAGGGACUUCUUUUGGGGAGAGUGUGCUCCUUCUCUUCGGGGAGCGCAGUGCCACGGCUCCUUGUCAAAAGUGCUCGCGCGUAUGGAAUGGAGGGCAUGCAAGUCAGAGAGCUUCUUAG
This is a messenger RNA of Durusdinium trenchii, 1179 nucleotides long. Lineage: Eukaryota; Dinophyceae; Suessiales; Symbiodiniaceae. The record is from the annotation of a GenBank genome assembly.